AUGAAAGAAUCAAAUCGGGCCACUGAGCCCAUUGGGCAAAACCUGAUAAAGCUCAUAAGCAAUCUCUGCUUCUCAGUGUUUGUGUUCUCAGUGCUUAUAAUCACUGUGAUUGCCAUCACCUACCAACCCCCAGAUCCAUGGCUGGAGUCAGCUCCAGCCUUAACAAAACUCUUCACUGAGUCUGAGAAUGCCACUUUCAAGAAUGACAAUUCUAUCCUCAAGACUGGUGAGGAUUUACUUGCCCCUGCCGUGCCUCCGGCUUCGGAGGACCGCAUCACCGAGGCGGUGAUUGAGAAAUCAGAAGCCAAUAUCACCAACUCCACCCCACCCCAAUUGAAUUGUGAGGAUUUGGAGAGAGUGAAUUGCUCGGACCCUCGAGCUUUGAUUGCGGUGGAGAGGUUUAAUUUGAGGCUCUUUAAGUCCAUUGUGUUCUUGGACUAUCAGACCCCGGUUAAUGGGUCGAAACCGGACGAGUGUGAUGUGUUGUGGAGGUUUAGGAACAAGAAGGAGAAGUCUUGGAGGAAGUAUAGGGAUUUUAGGAGGUUUAAGCUUGGAAUUGGAGUGAAUUGUACCUAUAAGGUGGUCCAUGCCGGAGGGUGGCAUUCGGGUAUUAAUGCUCGAAGGCCGAGGAGGAUUAGUAAUAGCACAAGGGGUGCUAAAAUAGCCCCAUCAGUUCGUGACGAACAGAUUAAUGAUACAAUCCCAAGCUUGGGAUCGGAUACGAAUUUUAGGAAGGGUAAGUACUUGUACUAUUCACGUGGAGGGGAUUAUUGCAAAGGAAUGAACCAAUACCAAUGGAGUUUCUUGUGCGGUUUAGGUGAGGCUAUGUUUUUGAACAGGACAUUUGUGAUGGAUUUGAGUGUAUGCUUGGCGGCGAGUUAUACUCCGAGUAAUAAAGAUAAGGAAGGGAAAGAUUUUCGAUAUUACUUUGAUUUUGAGCAUCUUAAGGAGAGUGCCUCAAUUGUGGAGGAGGGCGAAUUUUUGAGGGAUUGGAAGAAGUGGGAUCGGAGCCAUAAGAGGAAAGUGCCAGUUAAGAAGGUUGCGAGCCAUAAGAUCACACCAAUGCAACUCAAGAAAGAAAAGAGCACGGUUAUAUGGAGGCAGUUUGAUGGUCCGGAGCCAGAAAAUUACUGGUACAGGGUAUGUGAAGGACAAGCUGCUAAGUACGUACAGAGGCCAUGGCACGCUCUUUGGAAAUCAAAGAGAUUGAUGAAUAUUGUUACAGAGAUCAGCGGGCGAAUGGACUGGGAUUUUGAUGCUGUUCAUGUUGUGCGAGGAGAGAAGGCACAAAAUAAGGACCUUUGGCCUCAUUUGGAUUAUGAUACAUCCCCUGACAUGCUUCUUGAGAAGGUAAAGAGGAUGGUUCAGCCUUGGAGGAAUCUGUAUAUAGCCACUAAUGAACCGUUCUACAAUUACUUUGAUAAACUGAGGUCUCAGUACAAGGUUCAUUUGCUUGAUGAUUACAAAGAACUGUGGAGUAAUACAAGUGAGUGGUACAAUGAGACUAGGAUUUUAAACGAUGGACGACCAGUUGAGUUUGACGGGUACAUGAGGGUUGAAGUGGAUACUGAGGUCCUUUACAGGGCAAAGACGCGUGUGGAAACGUUCUAUAAUUUAACCGGAGAUUGCAAGGAUGGAAUCAACACAUGCUGA
Molecule: messenger RNA, 1653 nt
Organism: Prunus armeniaca (apricot)
Lineage: Eukaryota; Viridiplantae; Streptophyta; Magnoliopsida; Rosales; Rosaceae
Source: the annotation of a GenBank genome assembly